AUGUCCAAAACUGACCUCGAGAAACUGGCCUUCUUCAACAAUAUCCUAAGCCUGUGCAGCAAAGACCCAUCCUGCAAUGAUUCCCAACUGACUUACCACAACACCAGCCUGGUCUAUGACCUGGAUUUUCCUGGGGAUGGCUCCCCGUGGCUGCGAAUAGUGACCUCUGUUGUGUAUUUUGUCGUGGCUAUCACCGGGAUAGUGGGGAACCUGCUAGUGAUGUUCCUGUUGUAUUCAACCCGCACUAUCACCACAGGCACCAUCAAUUUCUUUGUGUUCAAUUUGGCUUUGGCUCACCUACUUUUCUCCAUGGCUUUGCCGUUUUGGGCCGUGGAUAAUGCACUGGACUACAGCUGGCCCUUUGGGUUGGCCAUGUGCAAGGCAGUGUCUUUAUUGACGGGGCUUAAUGUCUACGCCAGCUGCUUCUUCUUGACGGCCAUGAGCUUGACCAGGUACUGCUCUGUGGCCACGGCGCUCAACCCCACCGCUCCCCUGUGCAACAGCUUACGCUGCUCCCAGGUGGCCACGGUGUUCAUCUGGGCCGGGGCCCUGAUAGCCGCGUCUCCUAGGGCCAUAUUUGCAGAUGUAAAGCGCGUGGGCGAUGACAUGGCGUGCCUUCUCCGCUUCCCGGAUGGCACGGCCUGGCUGGGAAUUAACCAGCUCCUGCGAGUGGUGCUGGGGAUCCUGCUGCCCUACGCCAUCAUCAUCCUCUCCCAUUUACUCCUGCUGCGCUUCCUGUGCCGCCACAAACUGAGAGGCAUCAACCCUCGGCGGAAGGCCCGCGUCUCAAAGUCCGUGGCUGUGGUGGUGCUCUCGUUCUGUGCGUGCUGGUUCCCUUACAACAUCCUCACCCUCUGGAGCGUCCUCAUCCACCUCAACAUCAACGACAUCAGUCCCUCAUUCUACCUGGUGCAAACGUACUUUUUCCCCCUGGCCAACUGCUUGGCUUUCACCAGCAGCUGCCUCAACCCAGUCAUCUACUGCCUUGUUCGCAGGGAGUAUCGCCUGGCCCUGCACAACUUGAUCUUGAAAGUGAGUGUGGCUGUUAUGUCCAGGGUAUGCCUCUAUAAGGUCAACAGCAAUGAGGGACAGGCUGGGCAACUGGCCAUCCCGUUCAACAACAUGGACAGCCAGACAGUCCAGUCUGUCAAUUCAGACACGAGAUUAGUAACUCCACCCACCGUCCCGUCAUCGGUUUCCAUAUUAUGA
Messenger RNA from Lampris incognitus (smalleye Pacific opah), 1209 nucleotides. Its product is annotated as relaxin-3 receptor 1-like. Gene Ontology annotation, molecular function: G protein-coupled receptor activity. Gene Ontology annotation, biological process: G protein-coupled receptor signaling pathway; immune response. Lineage: Eukaryota; Metazoa; Chordata; Actinopteri; Lampriformes; Lampridae. Bases 1 to 1209 code for a protein of 402 amino acids. The transcript has a single exon. Gene Ontology annotation, cellular component: membrane. The record is from RefSeq and is a predicted model, not a curated record.